This is a messenger RNA of Fomitiporia mediterranea MF3/22, 882 nucleotides long. RefSeq lists its product as uncharacterized. The record is from RefSeq and is a predicted model, not a curated record. Lineage: Eukaryota; Fungi; Basidiomycota; Agaricomycetes; Hymenochaetales; Hymenochaetaceae. Gene Ontology annotation, biological process: protein secretion; Golgi organization. The annotation marks the transcript as partial. The transcript is spliced from 3 exons. Gene Ontology annotation, cellular component: Golgi apparatus.
CUAUGUACUAAUCGCGAUGAAUAUCUCUCACGGCCAACAGUGAACGCACACUUUCACUCGUUCGGGCGCGAAAGCAUUGAUAACUUUGUUCUGUCCGGUCGCGAUCUCCAGGCAGGUGGCUCCUGGUUCGGCAUUAACCGUGUCGGGCGUGUCGCUCUUCUAACAAAUAUUUCUGAAGAGGUUAGCGUCCGUUUCAGGGAAUCCAGAGGGCACCUUGUUUCGUCGUUCCUGCUCCCAGAAGCUCAGGAUAAGGAACACUGCGCAAGAAUACUUGCAAACAACCACUCUGCCGAGUAUGCCGGAUUUAACAUACUUGUCCUAACGCCUUCGAGCGACAGAGAAGACGGUUCGCUUGCAUAUGAAGCAUUGCUGAUCACUAAUUGCAAGGGUGGCGGUGCAAUUACCGGUCGUACCCUUUAUACUGAAGAAAGGCGUGUAGGUGGGGUCUCGAACGGCGUAGACAGUGUCAAUGGGAGGAGUUGGCCGAAAGUCAAGACGGGAGAAGCUUGCCUAGCGGAAGUUCUCUACAAACACCAGGGAACUCCGGCGCGUCUAUCCGAGGACGAGCUUGUCGAACGCUUAUUCGGCAUUCUGUCAAAGCAGACUUCGCCGCCACCAAACAACCGCUUUCAGCUGCGAACGUCGAUCGAGAUCCCGCCGUUGCGCAUGUCCGGCAGUUUAUCUCCCGAUGCCAGACCAGCUGACGGGCACAAUUUCUAUGGCACACGCCUUUCGACUGUUCUGCUGGUACGCCGGGACGGUCGUGUUCUGUUUAUUGAGCGGGACGUCUGGAGACUGGAUGACGAGGGUAAUGCUGUCCGAGGAGAUCCGCGGAAGGAACGUGUCUUUCGCUUUAGGCUAGAUGGGCAUGGUCAGGAUUGA